UGACGCCAAAAUCUCGCGAUACUUCACAAGGAGGGGCGUGUCACAUUCCACGAGAGGAGAGAGAGAUAGAGAGAGUGGGAUAGAGGGGCGCUGUGUUAUAUUGCAAAGCCUUUGUAAAGAUGGGGGACGACAAGCCUUUUGUGUGCAAUGCUCCUGGCUGUGGGCAGAGGUUUACUAAUGAGGACCACCUGGCUGUCCAUAAACACAAACAUGAAAUGACGCUGAAGUUUGGACCCGCUAGAACUGACUCAGUCAUCAUUGCAGACCAGACGCCGACUCCCACUCGUUUCCUGAAAAACUGUGAAGAGGUGGGCCUGUUCAAUGAGCUGGCCAGCUCAUUCGAGCAGGAGUUCCCUAAGGCCCAGGAAGAUGAGGACAAGAGGGCCAAGAACCCGUUGCCUGCUCCUAAUUCAGGAGCACUUGACAUGAGUUUGCAGACGCCUUCAGACAUUAAGGUGAAGGAGGAGGACCCCGUGGAGGUGGACUCUUCUCCGCCUGCCAGCCCUGACUCCAUCUCCAGCAUGUCAGACAGCAGCAAAGAGCCCGUCAGCAGAGGAAAGGAUUCUCCUCCAAAGCCUGCCGUCAGUUCGGCUCCCACCCCUGCCAUAGUGCGUCCUGGCUACCUCCCACUGCACCUGGGUUAUGACGGCCUGCAGCCCACCAUGCCCUCCCCUACCUCUGUCAUCACACACACCCCACCAUCCAACCGCACACUGGGAUCUCCAACAGUGCCGUACCCAAUGAUGAUGCUUCCCAAUGGUCAAACAUUUCCUGUGCUUCCAGGUCCUAUGCAGAUGCCCUCUGUAAUAUCUCUGGUGAGGCCCUUGUGUAUGGUGCCCAACAUUCCAGGAAUUCCCGGCCCUCCACUAGGGGGCAGCAGUAGCGGCUCAUCUUCACCCUCAGGCUAUAACCCCCACAAUGAGGCAAAGAUGAGGUUGAAGGCAGCAUUAUCUCAGCAGAUGCCCACAGCUCAGGGUUGCCUUGGUGUGGCGAUGGGGUCCAGUGCGAUGGUCCCUCAGAGAGUGGAGCAAAGCCAGCUGCUGGUCCAGCAUCCAGACGCCCCAUCCCCUGCUCAGCCACAGGUGUCACCCGCUCAGCCCACCGGAGGUCGCAGGCGGAGGACGACUGAUGACGACCCUGAUGAGAGGAGGCAGCGCUUCCUGGAGCGGAACCGGGCAGCAGCUUCUCGUUGCAGACAGAAACGCAAGAUAUGGGUCGGCUCUCUGGAGAAGAAGGCUGAAGAACUCACCUCCAUCAACGUCUCGCUGUCGAACGAGGUGUCUCAUCUGCGAAACGAAGUUGCUCAUCUGAAGCAGUUGCUGUUAGCCCACAAAGACUGUCCCGUCACCAACCUCCAAAAGAAAGCCGUCUACUUGGGAGAGGAGCAUAUGAAAGAGACGUCUGAGCCCACAGGCUCCCCGGCACCGGUCAUUCAGCACAGCUCUCUGGCCCCCAGCCCCUCGUCCGCGGUAGGCCCCAACGGCCUGAACUCCCGCGCCGCAGCCGAGGCGGUGGCCAUGUCAGUGCUGGCGGGGAUGGGCAGCCAGCGAGGGGAGAGCGGCGGGCCAUCGCACAUCAUCAUGGCCACACAGUCCCACCCAUCCAACAGAUGAUGAGAGCAGGUAACAGUCUGCCUGGGACUCUCCGCAUCCCGGGAGAGAGGGGCAGAUCUGCGAGAGGAGAAUGCUGGUUCCCUCUCACGCCAUCACGCUCAGGCCUGGAGCUCAGCUGCAUUCUGGGAAUGAAACUGGGACUAUGUACACAUAUAGAGAGAGACCGAAGGAGAUUGUCGUUCACUAUGCCAUAGACUAAGGGGGCUGGACUCCAAACCAUGCUCUCAUUUGCAUUCUCUGUAACUCCUGCUACUUCCUUCAACUUCCUCCUGCUCCUCCACUGGCUAUAGGGCUGCAAAGCACUUCCUGUCAUUAAACGUAUUCCCACAGACACACGCUGCAAUAAAGACAUUGUUUGUUUGAACCGUGACUCGGUGUAUGUCACACAUGCAGGCUGCGUCUCAGAGUUGCAACGAUGCAAUACUUUAUAUAUUUUUAUAUAUAUAUAUAUAUAUAUAUAUAUAUAUAUAUAUGUAUGUAUCAGUAAGUGUGUGUUUGAGAGAAACAUGAUGCUUUAAUGUUCUGUAGGAUCUUCUACCUUGCUAUUUUAGAGCAGAUUUUUAGUUUUGAAGUGGCCAUCCCCCUCAUCUGACCCUCGCUCAUCUUACCUCAUUUUUAACCUGUUAUAUACGUUUAUAAUUGACGUGUGCAUGUGUGCUUCUCGUGUGGGUGUACAGUGAUGUAUAAUGGAAAAUAGCAGUUUGUGAAGGACUGAUACACUAAGACUGCCUUGCUAGCAUGCAAACUUUUUGCUAUAUAAAAACUGUAUUGUAUUGGCACAUUGCGUUCAGUUUGGGCUAUGGAACCUCAUAGUUUGGUCCUAUCGUUGUUUGCUUGUGUACGACAAACUCAGAAACAGCAAACAGCAUACUGUCCGAGGUCAUUAUGUAUGAUUCAUUUUAAUCAGGACCCUUGUCUUGAGAAAUCGAUAUAUUUACUGUUUUAAAUCAUGCCGUUUCCUUUCCCUGUGAUCACAGUGUUUUAAAUGCAGCUUUAGAUUGAGUUAUGUUGGCUAUUACGAGUUAAGUCUCCUAAAGUAGUCCGAGACUUUUUUUGCCCUUGUCUUUUUCUUUUUUUAUUAUUAGUUAUUGUCUAUCCCUGCUGCUGUGUUCUUUAUGGAAUCCCAUUUCUGCUACAUAAGAGAAAAAAAAACAUGCUUUGGUAAAUAAUUAUUAGAUAAAACGUCAGUAUUAUUAGAUACUAAGUCAAUAUGAGAUAAAACAUCAAAAGUAUGACAUACUAAGUAUGACAUGCAUAAUUAUGAGAUUAAAAAGUAGACAAUGGAGCAUAAACGUCAUAAUGAUGUAAAGAUCAUA
Molecule: messenger RNA, 2929 nt
Organism: Sinocyclocheilus rhinocerous
Lineage: Eukaryota; Metazoa; Chordata; Actinopteri; Cypriniformes; Cyprinidae
Gene: atf7a
Product: activating transcription factor 7a
Exons: 12
Coding region: 120-1613 (497 amino acids)
Biological process (GO): regulation of DNA-templated transcription
Molecular function (GO): DNA-binding transcription factor activity
Source: RefSeq, a predicted model, not a curated record